Magnolia sinica is the source of this 4408-nucleotide messenger RNA. Its product is annotated as auxin response factor 6-like. Bases 1302 to 4037 code for a protein of 911 amino acids. Gene Ontology annotation, cellular component: nucleus. The transcript is spliced from 14 exons. Gene Ontology annotation, biological process: response to hormone; regulation of DNA-templated transcription. Gene Ontology annotation, molecular function: protein binding; DNA binding. The record is from RefSeq and is a predicted model, not a curated record. NCBI's taxonomy places the organism in Eukaryota, Viridiplantae, Streptophyta, Magnoliopsida, Magnoliales, Magnoliaceae.
AAAGAAAAGAGAAAAUAAUGGCGGUUGCAUUGAUUGACUGCUGAGUAAUAUACAGAGAGCAAAAAAGGGAAAAGGAAGAAGAAGCAGAACAAUACCAGCAGCAGCUCUCUUUCACUCCCUCGAUCGAGGGAAGAUCUGAGCCAUUGAUCUGCACAUCACAUCGCCCAUCGGCUCUUCGAAACCGUCUAUCUGAACCCUGAAUUCGCACAUUAAAGGCUCUGUUCUCUGACAGGACCUCUCUAUCGUGCAGAUCCGCACUUUCUAGAGUUUAACAUCGAAUCCUCGCGUUCUUGACGCUCAGGCUAGCAUUUUGUGCUGGAAUGCGCUUUUUUCUGCUCAAAUGCGCACCUUUGUGUUGAAAUACGAGGAUUGUUGUUAAAGUGCACUGCUUUCUGCUAGAAUGCGCGGUUUUCUGAGUUGCAAAUCGUUUACGGAAGCUGUAGACGAGGAUCUGUAGAUUUUCUGGCUUUUGAAGCGGAUAUUUUGAGCUGUGGAGCGUUUUUGCUGGUUUUUCUUCAGUUUCUACUGGUGACAGGGGUUUUCUGGAUUGAAGGUUCUGGAAGCUGUAGGUGUAAAUCUUGGGGUGAUUUUGAGCUUUGCAGUGUUUUCUUGCUGGUUUUCUUCGAUUUCUGCUCAAAAGGGGGUUUUCUCGUUCGAAUUUAGUGCAAGAAGCUGUUAGCUGGAGGUUUUGGAGCUCUUUUUCGGUUUUUGAGACUGUGAGUUUGAGCGAAAGAACUCCAGUUUUGAUUUGUGCUGGAUUUUCUGGUGUAAUGCGUGGUUAUUGGGUGAGAUUUAACGUUUUGAAACCCUAGGUGCCGUGGAGGUCGAUGAUCUAGUGUUUCUGGUGCUAUUUCUCUGGUUUUGAGAUGAAAUGUGAACGUUUUGAGCUAGAAAGUGAUUGAAGCUGUUGUUAUGAAGGUUGGGAUUCUAGGGUUGAAGGUGGUGAAGUUCAGGACUGGAUGAGGUUGAAAACAAGCGUUUCUAUCGGCGGAACUGAUUUUGGAUGAGGGAUAUUUGGGGAAUAUUGGUCGUUAGCAGGGUGUUGUCGGUAAAGGGAAGGGAAGGGAGAGCGUUUGCAGCCAACUGAUUUGUAUUAGCUGAGAAAAAGUUGAAUUUUCAAAUUUUGAUGGAGUUGUCUGAAAUGUGGUAGUUUGUUUUUUGGAGGAGAGGUGAAAGUGACGGUUGGUUGUUUGAUGGAGUGGUUACCGCUUUUAAAGAUUUUGGUCAUUUUCUGAGGAGGAUCUACGUGGAUUUGGGUCUGGUGUUACUCAAUCCGUGUGAAGAUCCUGGAGUCUGCAAAAAUGAAGCUCUCUUCGUCUGGCUUCAGUCAUCAGCCUCAGGAAGGAGAAAAACGAUGCCUGAAUUCUGAACUUUGGCAUGCAUGCGCUGGCCCUCUUGUGUCUUUGCCUGCUGUUGGAAGCCGUGUUGUUUAUUUCCCACAAGGUCAUAGCGAGCAGGUGGCUGCUUCAACCAAUAAGGAAGUUGAUGCCCAUAUACCUAAUUACCCAAGCUUACCUCCUCAAUUGAUCUGUCAGCUUCACAAUGUGACAAUGCAUGCAGACGUGGAGACGGAUGAAGUGUAUGCUCAAAUGACCUUGCAGCCAUUAAGUCCGCAAGAGCAAAAGGAUCCCUAUCUACCUGCCGAGUUGGGUAACCCCAACAAACAGCCGACCAAUUAUUUUUGCAAGACAUUGACUGCUAGUGACACAAGUACUCAUGGUGGAUUUUCUGUUCCUCGCCGGGCAGCUGAAAAAGUGUUUCCUCCACUGGAUUUUUCUCAGCAGCCUCCUGCUCAAGAACUGAUAGCAAGAGAUCUUCAUGAUAAUGAGUGGAAAUUUCGUCAUAUAUUUCGCGGUCAGCCUAAGAGACAUCUUCUUACAACUGGAUGGAGUGUGUUUGUAAGUGCAAAGAGGCUUGUUGCAGGUGAUUCGGUCCUUUUCAUCUGGAAUGAAAAGAAUCAGUUACUCCUGGGAAUCCGGCGUGCUAAUCGGCCACAAACAGUCAUGCCUUCGUCAGUUUUAUCAAGUGAUAGCAUGCACAUAGGGCUCCUUGCUGCUGCAGCUCAUGCAGCAGCCACAAAUAGUCGUUUCACUAUUUUUUAUAACCCAAGGGCAAGCCCAUCUGAAUUUGUCAUACCUCUAGCCAAAUAUGCUAAAGCAGUCUACCACACCCGUGUUUCAGUUGGCAUGCGCUUUCGGAUGCUAUUUGAAACAGAAGAGUCAAGUGUGCGUCGGUACAUGGGCACAAUAACUGGCAUAGGUGAUUUAGAUCCUGUUCGUUGGCCAAACUCACAUUGGCGCUCUGUGAAGGUUGGCUGGGACGAAUCAACAGCUGGAGAGAGGCAGCCGAGAGUAUCGUUGUGGGAAAUCGAGCCUUUAACCACAUUUCCAAUGUAUCCAUCUCCAUUCCCCCUUCGGUUGAAGCGACCAUGGCCGCCUGGACUGCCAUCUCUACAUGGCGGCAAGGAUGAUGAUCUGGGUCUGAAUUCUCCCCUCAUGUGGCUCCGAGGAGAUGGGGUUGAUCGGGGGAUUCAGUCUCUGAAUUUCCAGAGUAUUGGAAUGACACCCUGGAUGCAACCAAGACUCGAUGCUUCUCUAUUAGGUCUGCAGCCUGAUAUGUACCAAGCAAUGGCGGCAGCAGCACUUCAGGAAAUGAGGAAUGCAGAUCCUCUGAAGCAGGCAUCUCCAUCUCUUCUGCAGUUCCAGCAACCUCACAAUAUUCCUAAUCGUUCUGCGUCUCUAUUACAGAGUCAGAUUUUGCAGCAAUCUCAACCUCAAUCAUCACCAACCUUUCUUCAGAACAUCCCAGGGAACCAAACUCAGUCCCAAUCUCAGGCCCACCUUCUUCAGCAUCAGUUGCAGCAUCACCACUCAUUCAAGGAUCACCUGCAGCAGCCUCAGCAGCAGCAACAACAGCAACAGCAACACCACCACCACCAGCUGCAGCAGCAGCAUCAACUAUCUGAUCAGCAACAGAUCCCAAAUGUAGUCUCAUCACUGUCUCAGCUAGCAUCAGCUUCUCAGACCCAGACUCCAUCUUUGCAAGCCAUAUCUUCAUUGUGCCAGCAGCAGACUUUUCCAGACUCGAAUGGAAAUGCUGUUGCUACAGCUGGGCUCUCUCCUCUACAUAGUAUUCUGGGCUCAUUCUCCCAGAAUGAUACAUCCCACCUUCUUAACCUGCCAAGAAACAACUCGCUAAUCCCCUCUUCUUCUGCCUGGUUGCCCAAGCAAGUUACAGUUGAAUCUACUCUCUCUUCUGGAGCCCAGUCUGUUCUGCCCCAGGUAGAUCAGUUGGGCCCACCGCAGCCGAAUGUCUCUCAACAUUCUGUAUCACUGCCACCAUUUCUCGGAAGAGAGUGCUCAGUGGACCAAGAAGGUAGCGCAGACCCUCAGAACCAUCUUCUCUUUGGGGUGAACAUAGACUCCUCAGCUCUUCUAAUGCAGAACAACAUGUCAAGCCUCAGAGGCGUUAGCAGCGAGACUGAUUCAACCACCCUGCCAUUUUCUGCUUCUAGUUUUCUGAGUGGCGCGGGAACUGAUUUCCCACUGAAUCUGGCAAUGACAACUUCCAGCUGCUUGGAUGAAUCGGGUUUUUUGCAGUCGCCGGACAAUGUGGGCCAAGUGAACCCACCAACCAGAACCUUUGUGAAGGUUCACAAGUUAGGGUCCUUUGGGAGGUCACUGGACAUAACCAGGUUCAGCAGCUACAAUGAGCUGCGCAGUGAGCUCGCCCAUAUGUUUGGCCUUGAAGGCCAGUUGGAGGACCCUCUGAGAUCAGGCUGGCAGCUUGUAUUUGUCGACCGGGAGAACGAUGUUCUUCUCCUCGGAGACGAUCCCUGGCAGGAGUUUGUAAACAAUGUUUGGUGUAUUAAAAUCCUCUCACCCCAAGAAGUGCAGCAGAUGGGUAAACAAGACCUCGAGCUUCUGAAUUCAGUCCCAAUCCAAAGGCUCUCAAGCAGCAGCUGUGACAACUACGUGGGCCAUCAGGACUCAAGAAAUCUUACUGGGAUCAUGUCUGUGGGGUCGUUGGACUACUGAAGAAGGGGGGGAGAUAAUAGAUCACCAGCCAACCUCUUCUGCAAUGUUAGCUUGCCUUUCCAUCAAGGAGAGUAGAAGCUCACCGCUGCCUAAGUUAAUGAAUAUUUCUGUAUUAUAAUAUGAUAUCCACAUAUAACAACAAUUAGUAUACACAUACAACACGUAUGUACGUAAUUAUUAGGGGGAGACCGAAUGUUGUUAAGAUGGCAGUUUGUCUUUUUAUUUUAUUAUUAUUAUCCUGCAAUGUAUUCUGAACUGAGGUUUCAGGAGGAGAUGGGCCACAGAACUUGUAAGGAUCAGUCAUGGAUAUUCGAGGGUAGCGAGACUCUGGACAACUAAUACUGGCAAUCAGUUGGAUUUUACUUUUUUAA